This is a messenger RNA of Didymosphaeria variabile, 1617 nucleotides long. RefSeq lists its product as uncharacterized. The transcript has 2 exons. NCBI's taxonomy places the organism in Eukaryota, Fungi, Ascomycota, Dothideomycetes, Pleosporales, Didymosphaeriaceae. Gene Ontology annotation, biological process: positive regulation of transcription by RNA polymerase II; DNA-templated transcription. Gene Ontology annotation, cellular component: nucleus. The coding region runs from base 1 to 1617 and encodes 538 amino acids. Gene Ontology annotation, molecular function: zinc ion binding; sequence-specific DNA binding. The record is from RefSeq and is a predicted model, not a curated record.
AUGGAACAGCUCGGGAACGUGCAAAUACCACCACUGCCUAAGUCUCUUGAGCUGGCCGCGAUGUAUUUCGACGUUUGCAUUGCUACGUAUAGAAUGUUACAUCGACCGACAGUCGAACGUUGGCUGAAGAAGGUUGUAGAGAACGCGAGCAACUCGAGCGACCUUUCGCAUGGCAUCACGCGCCCACAGGCAGCCAUAGUCUUGGCUAUUCUCGCAUUCGCUAGUUUCCAUGAGGCCAAAGUCAACAGCAGUGUCAACUCGCCAAAAGACAUUGAAUUGUCGCUUUGCCGCGCAGACGAGUUGUUUUGCGAGUCUGUACAUCUCGUCGAUGCCGAAACAGGUUAUCCCCAACUGGAGUCUGCCCAAGCCCGCCUCAUACAAGUCUUAUACAUGCUUUCAUCCUCACGAAUGAACCAAGCCUGGUAUGCCUUCGGUCACACGGUCCUCAUCAUCUCGGCCUUGGGCUUGCAUCGCCGGAAAAAUCGCCGAAAGAAGAAUCAGCCGCAAGACUACGUCGAAGAGCAGUGUCGAAAAAGAACCUUUUGGGUGGCGUAUACUCUCGACAAGUAUCUUGGUGUCGUUUUUGGACGCCCGCGACACUAUCACGACGAAGACAUUGAUCAAGACCUGCCUGACUCUAUCAACGACGAAGACAUGACAUCUGUCGGCCCUUCUGAGGUUGGAACUGACGAUUGUCAUAUCAACGCCUUAAUUCAUCAUGCAAUGCUUGCGCGGAUCGCUGAGCGAGUUUCACGCGAAGUCUACUCGAUCAAACAGAUACCGGAGCAAGAGCGCAUUACGUCUGCGCAUAGACUGAGUUCUGAACUGCAAAAGUGGAAAGCGCAACUGCCGCCAAUCCUUGGAGUCGUAAAUCCCUCCAGUCUCAUCCCGUCCUUCCGACGACAAGCAAUCGCUCUGAAAAUCUCAUAUUACCACGCUGUGAUGCUCGUCCAUCGACCGUUCUUGCUAAAGAAUAUUAACCGGCAUUCCCAAGAAAUUCGCGCACUAGCUGAACAAGGCAUCGACGAAUGCAUCGUGGCUGCCCAAUCUGUGCUCGAGAUAGUAGAUCGAAUGGCACGCGACGGCAAACUCUUCCAUGCUUUUUGGUGGACUCACUAUGUCUCCUUCUGUGCGCUUGUGGUCGUAUACGUUUGGGCUAUACAGCGCAAGAACAACGAUGAAGACGCGGUUCAGCGCUACCCAGGCAUCUUUGAUCGUGCCGAGAGAUGCUUGAAUCACCUCGCUCAAGCUACCGCAACAAAUUCCCCGUCACGUCGUUACAGUAUCAUUCUUCGGGAGCUACGCGCUGAGGCCAAGAAGAAGUUCGGCCGGUACCUCCCGACGAACGUGAGCUCCGAUGAGUUUGUCGAGCAAGGCUCACAUGAAGGCCUUGCAAUGCCCAUAAUUCAGCCUACAAGCGCGAUAUCCGGUCAUGAGGACAGUUUGUUCGAGAGUCCUAGCGAUGCUACCACUUCUCACAUACCCGAUUUUCUCGAUGACUGGCAAACAACUGAUUGGCUUGAUUUGGAUUCCUCCGCCUUUGGUCCAUUCCCGGCGCUCGAGACCGAAUCGGUUGACUGGAUGCAGGAGGCCGCUCAGCAUACUCCGCUCUCUUAG